GAAAGGACAUCAUCUAAUAAACGAUGCAUAUGGUAAGAGGCCUAAAUCCUAGCAAAACCGACCCAUUUAAACGACAGGCACGUCCAGGCCAACGAACGUGCGCCCGAGCGAGGGAUCGGCCGAGGCGCGAACUCUUGGGAGCUUUGGAUUAUUUCUCCUUCCUCCCCCCCUAAUUAAAAACAGCUCCCUUCCUCUACCUCUACCAACACAAACUCUCGAGGAGCACCGCACCACCACGACCGAAGCAGAAACGCACGACUCCUCCCCGAGGCCUCAAAACUCCACGAUCCAAACGCAGUUGCGCGGGGACUCAAACCCCGCUUAGCCCCGCCGAUCGAUCGAUCUGCAGGCCCCCUAUUCUUAGGCCGGCCCGUCGCACGGCGCUGAAACAAAAACCAUGGCAUCGACCUCGUCCUCCUCCUCCAGCAGCAGCAGCGGCCCGGCCGACCCGUCCGUGGCGCACCGGCGCCGCCUAACGGACCUCGUAGAGCGGGGCCGCGGCGGCGGCAGGCACCGCGGGGUCGUCAAGGCGCUCUUCUCCGGCAGGAGGAAUAAUCAAAGCAAGAGGGCGCCGUCCGUGCUCGACCAGGCCUGGUUGAGGAACGGAGUGGCCUGCCUUCUGGGACUCACCAUCGUCCUCGGGCUGGUCCUGACGAGCUCGCACGCACCGGGAAGCGGCGGCGGGAGGCUCCUGCGGAGGGUGGACGUGGACGCGCUGAGCUGGAGGGAGGAGAACCUCACGGCUCCCGCUCUCCGGCCUCCCGACCCGCCGACGCCCCGGAUAUGGCUGAUGCCCGAUAGUGAGGGUUACAGCAAAUGCAUUGAACGCCCAAAGAAAAACCACAGAACAAGUAAUGCAGCAGCUGGUUAUAUAAUUGUUGAUGCCAAUGGUGGAUUGAACCAGAUGAGAAUGGGAAUAAGUGAUAUGGUUGCAGUGGCUAAGCUCAUGAAUGCAACAUUAGUAAUCCCUACACUGGAUCACAGAUCAUUCUGGACUGAUCCAAGUGAUUUCAAAGAUAUAUUUGAUGUGGAGCACUUCAAGAAAACUUUAGAGGAUGAUAUCUCUAUUGUGGAUUCUUUGCCACCAGAUUACAGAGGAUUGAAACCCUAUAUGAGAGCACCUUCUUCCUGGUCCAAGGCUUCUUACUACAGAGCUUUUGCACGGACACUAAAGAAGGCCAAAAUUGUGAAAUUCACACAUACAGAUUCACGCAUUGUCAAUAAUGGUCUCCCUCCUCACAUCCAACGACUCCGCUGCCGGACCAAUUACGAGGCACUAAAAUACAAGAAAGAAAUUGAAGAGCUAGGUAAUACUCUAGUUGAUAGACUGAGGAAUGGGUCCAACCAUUAUAUCGCACUUCACUUAAGAUACGAGAAGGACAUGCUCUCAUUUACCGGCUGCAGCCACAACCUAACACAUCAGGAGGCAGAGGAACUGAGAGAAAUGCGACUCAAGGUGCGGCACUGGAAAGAAAAGGAAAUUAAUAGCAAGGAGAGACGACUUCAAGGAGGAUGCCCUAUGACUCCUCGUGAAGCAGCUCUUUUUCUUAAAGCUAUGGGUUAUCCUUCCAAGACCAAUAUCUACAUUGUAGCAGGUGCAAUAUACGGAGAACAUAGUAUGGAUGCAUUACAGGCUGAAUAUCCAAAUAUCUACACACAUUACAGUUUGGCAACAGUAGAUGAAUUAGAGCCUCUCAAGCUGUACCAAAACAGAUUAGCUGCUGUAGACUACAUUGUAGCCCUCCAGAGUGAUGUUUUUGCGUAUACAUAUGAUGGAAAUAUGGCCAAAGCAGUACAGGGUCACAGAAGAUUUGAAGGAUUCCGAAAAACCAUUAACCCUGACAGGCAGAAGCUUGUGGAGCUCAUUGACAAGUUUGAUGAAGGAAUAAUUACUUGGAAUGAGUUUGAAAGCAAAGUGAAGAUGCGUCAUGAAAAAAGACUCGGAGGACCAUAUGAGAGGUUUUCUGCCCGAAGUCUAAGGCUAGAGGAGCAUUUUUAUGCAAAUCCUCUUCCAGGGUGCUUGUGCAAAAGAACGCAAAUGAUUAAGUGACAUGGACUUAUUCUAAAUAGGCUGGGACAUUUCAGCUUCAAAUAUACAUCCCUAUUGACUGCAGGUGACAUGGACAAAGGUAGACAUAUCUUACUUUCCCACAGAUUAUUUUCCUAGACUGACAAUGUAUGUAAUACGCAUUCCUGCACAAGGAGGUGGGAGAGGGAGGUUUAUUCAUUGUCAUAUGAGAUGUGCACUCCUAACAAAUUGUUUAUUCAACUCUUGGGGAAAUGGGAAAGCCAAAGAGAUUUCAGUUACUAUUAAAGGACAAAUGUACCACAGCGUAUAGGCUUAGCCAGACACAAAAGGUUCGCUGCAAGUUGUACUUUAUUCACACUUUGAAUGUAAUUUCCUCUUUUUUUAUCAUUUUGAUUUGUUCGAGAAGUACAAUUCUAUACUGGAUGGAGCUGUGUAUAUGCAAUAGCUAUCAACAAUAGGCCAAGGUGUAACUGUUGAAUUUUGUUAUAGCAAUUAUUUUGUAGCCUAGCUCAUAGUACUAUCUAA
Brachypodium distachyon (stiff brome) is the source of this 2554-nucleotide messenger RNA. Its product is annotated as O-fucosyltransferase 19. The coding region runs from base 398 to 2050 and encodes 550 amino acids. The record is from RefSeq and is a predicted model, not a curated record. NCBI's taxonomy places the organism in Eukaryota, Viridiplantae, Streptophyta, Magnoliopsida, Poales, Poaceae. Gene Ontology annotation, cellular component: cytoplasm. The transcript has 8 exons.